Phalaenopsis equestris is the source of this 3356-nucleotide messenger RNA. RefSeq names its product protein FAR1-RELATED SEQUENCE 6-like. Gene Ontology annotation, biological process: regulation of DNA-templated transcription. The coding region runs from base 297 to 2900 and encodes 867 amino acids. Gene Ontology annotation, molecular function: zinc ion binding. The record is from RefSeq and is a predicted model, not a curated record. The transcript has 9 exons. Lineage: Eukaryota; Viridiplantae; Streptophyta; Magnoliopsida; Asparagales; Orchidaceae.
GUCCCCUCCUCCGCCUUCCCGUGCCGACCCGAAACCCUCGACGAAGCACCGGCGAAGAAGUGGCGACGGGAGCCUUCGGGGGAACUUCUCCGUCAAUUAAACCCUCGAAGUCAAAUAAUAAGCGAGGAAUUCGCGACCGCGCCAACACAGAAUCCUCGACGAAAAAGCAGGAAAGAAGUCGUGGAAGUACUUUCGCAUUUCUGCUCUUCUAAGUUCCCAAAUCGGCCGAGCUGCAUCAUUUAUUAAAUCCGAGGUUCAAAGAGAAAAGGAGGUAAAUCGGGUUUCAAGAAAACAUAAUGGCGGAUGAGCACAUAAUGGAAGAGGUAUUGGUUGAAGAAAAUAAUGUGAUUUCAGAGAAGGUUCGUGCUUAUACUGAUAACCAACUUGAUCAGAGUGGGAAGAUUGGUGAGGCUGACAUUGGAAAAUAUGUGGCUUCCCAGGUUGUUCCAGCCAAUUGUAUCGUUGAAGGAUCAACAGAUAGUAAAGAAGUGAUCAAUCUGCAUGAUGGUGACGCCAAUUGUGAUGGUAAAAAGGACAAGAAUGAGAUGGAUAUGGAUGAUAAAGUGGUUGUCAUGGAUGGUAGAACUCCUCAAGUGGGAAUGGUGUUCAAAUCAUAUGAAGAAGUUGUUAGCUUUUAUAAGCUAUAUGCUUUGAGAGUGGGCUUUGGUGUUGCAGUAAAGAAGUCAUCUUUUACACCAUAUGGCCUUUGCCGUCGGCUGGUACUCGUCUGCACUAAAGGAGGAAAGGGACGAGAAAACGCUUGCUAUCAAUCCCGUCCCACUGCCAAGACAGACUGCCAGGCCAUGAUUGUUGUGAAGUUAUGGGGUGAUGGGUUGCUACAUUUAAUGGAAGCACAUGUUGAGCACAACCAUCCCACCAAUCCAUCUUCAGCUCGUUUCCUAAAAUGCUACAAGAAGAUGUCUACUAGAAUGUCUAAUAUGAUUGUGAGAACAGGGGGACAUGAGAGUAUAUCAGCUGAUGGCAGGGAAAGCUUGAACUUCAUUGAUGGAGGCAGACUGAAGCUUGAAGAAGGAGAUAAUGAAGUUAUUCAUCAGUUUUUUGCUAGAAUGCAAGCAAAGAAUCCAAAUUUCUUUUACUUGAUGGAUCUUGAUAUUGAAGGUCAUUUGAGGAAUGUUUUCUGGGCUGAUGGUAGGUCCAGGGCUGCAUACCAGCACUUUGGUGAUGUUGUUUCAUUAGAUACCUCCUGCCUAAAAUAUAAAUUUUAUAUUCCUCUUGUUUUAUUCAUUGGAACAAACCAUCAUGGACAGUCAAUAUUACUGGGUUGUGGUUUGGUUGCCGAACCAACAGUGGAGAAUUAUGUAUGGGUAUUGAAAACAUGGCUGACUUGCAUGCAUGGGUCAGCUCCAACUGCUGUAAUAACUGACGAGUCUGAAAUGGUUAAAGAUGCCAUUUCUGAGGCAUUUCCAAAAGCGCGUCAUCGGAUUUGUUUAUGGAGGAUGAUGAAAAGUGUCAAGGAAAAAUUGAAACAGUAUGCGGAAUAUAAAACCAUUAAAAGAGUACUGAACAAAGUAGUAUUUGAUUCAUCCCAAGUUGAUGAAUUUGAAGAAAAUUGGAGUAGAUUGAUCAAGGAAUUUGGACUCAAAGAUGAUGAUUUAUUUAGCUCAUUAUAUAAACUUAAGAGCUUUUGGAUUCCUGCUUUUUUGAAGGACACUUUUUGGGCUGGAAUGUCCAUCACCCACUACAAGGAGAGAAUAAAUUCAUUCUUUGAAGGUUACCUGUAUGUUGAGACAUGUUUAAAGGAAUUUUUAAACGAUUAUGAGGUGGCUCUACAAAGUAAAUAUGAAAUGGAAGCGCAGGCAGAUUAUGAGUCCUUCUACAAUGCUGGUAUAUUUGUGUCAAAAUAUCACAUGGAAGAACAACUUUCAAAAUUAUAUACCUUAAAUAUUUUCAAACUAUUUCAGGAUGAGCUGAAAGGGGGGCUUUAUUGUCAAGUCUCACUAAUCAAGGUUGAUGCCACUAGCUCUACCUAUAAAGUUAGAGACUGUGCUUUUAUCAAUGAAAUUGAAAAGACUGAAAACAAAGACUAUAAUGUGCUAUACAAUAUUGAUGGUUUUCAAGUGCAUUGUUCUUGUGGAUUCUUCCAGUUUAGGGGCAUUUUAUGUAGACAUGCAUUGUCAGUUCUCAAGCUACAGCAGGUUUAUGACAUCCCAGCAAGGCAUCUUGUUGACCGUUGGAGAAAAGAUUUCAAGCAACUCAACUUAAUGUCUCAGAAAUUAAAGGAUGGUUUGAACAGUAGUACAAUGGAGCGCUAUGAUAAUUUAUCAAUGCGUUGUCUCAGCCUUGUAGAUAUUGGAAUAAUGUCUGAUGAGAAGUACCAGCUUACACUGAAAUUAAUUAGGGAAGUAGAGAAGUCCCUUCUAGAUGAUAACUUGUUCCGUGACCUGCAACGGAGACUUCUUCCAUUUGACAAUAGGUUAAGUGAAAGUGAUGAGAAUCAUGCGUCACAUGAAUAUGGCUUAUAUGAGGAGAACAAGAAUUCUCCAUCUUUAUCACUGAAACGAAGAGGUCGACCUCCGAAAAAGGUAAAAGAGGUCAGCCUGGAGAUGUUACCAAACUCAAACAAGAGAAAGGAUACCUUGGGAACAUCGAUGAUAGAUAAUCAGAAUAGCUUGCUUCAAGCUUCUCCGAAUGCUUCACAACUUGCUGCUCAAAUAAGAAUACCUGGUGGUGUCAAUCUGAUGGAGGAAGUCAAUCCAAAUGAAGUACCAUUUGGCGGCCAUUACGGAAUCCACGCUAACCCGCCAGAUAUCAUGGGUAACCAUACCGCUUUGCAAUCCGCCAAUGCAUUACAGAGCCUUGGCAACCAACAAGGGGUGCAAUGGUUCUACCAACCGUUUUUUCAGGAAGAUCAGCCACCUUUUGGGCGGAGGCCCGGAUGAGAAUUGGAACUGCCAGUCUGCCAUUCCUUCUUUACUUUUUUGUAUGCUACACGGCAUUCUUUCUGGUUCUGCGAUACUGGUGAAUAUAAGUCCACCGAUGGUUCAGAUAGCGGCGCAGAUCGAUAGUCACUUCAGGAUCAUCUGUUUGUUCAAAAGGAUGCCGAAAAGAGUCUCUUUCACGAUUGUGGAGCUGCAACCCUUCAGCUUUUUGAUGUUUUACAGCCUAUUUUACAUUUAAACCCCCAUCAAAGAUCAAUUUCAGCUGCAUCCUUCAAGUUGGGAAAACUAAUUAAGAUAGAAUACCCUCCUGCAUACUUGCUGGACUUAUUUCAAUCGAUGAGCGUGGAAAUUUUUUUUUGUUUGUUUGUACAUAAUGUGACAUUCUAGUCUAACUGAAAAUCAUUUCUUCAUUAUUUGAUUCCUGUCUUGUUGUCUAAUAAUUUUUAUUAUUUAAUU